This is a messenger RNA of Rhopalosiphum padi (bird cherry-oat aphid), 2162 nucleotides long. It is a transcript of the gene Naa60, whose product is annotated as N-alpha-acetyltransferase 60. Gene Ontology annotation, molecular function: protein-N-terminal amino-acid acetyltransferase activity; histone acetyltransferase activity. Gene Ontology annotation, biological process: N-terminal peptidyl-methionine acetylation. The record is from RefSeq and is a predicted model, not a curated record. NCBI's taxonomy places the organism in Eukaryota, Metazoa, Arthropoda, Insecta, Hemiptera, Aphididae. The transcript has 6 exons. Gene Ontology annotation, cellular component: Golgi membrane. The coding region runs from base 197 to 967 and encodes 256 amino acids.
GAUAUCAAAAUAGUAAACAAUAAUAAUUUACUUGCAAACGUAAUAUUUUUGGAAAUAUGAAUAUUACUAUUCAUUUUUUCCUUUAAAAUUUUAAUAUAUAAUAAAAUAUGUCAGUUACAAUAUCGUAUGUUCAAGUUGAGUGAGGUAGUGUUUUAUUUAAAUUUUUUUUCCCCACGGAAUGGAUCCUGUCUUCUGAAUGGAUACUUUUAAUUGGUAUCUGGAGAAAACUUCAACAUUACAACAAAUCAAACCUGUAGGUUUAUACGACCUUUCAAAUUUACAGUUGAGAUUUCUAUGCCCGCAAGAUAUCAAUGAAGUAAACGCUUUAUGUGUAGAUUGUUUUCCUGUAGAGUACCCUAGAUCGUGGUAUGAAGACAUAACAUCAAAUCCAAAGUUUUAUUCUUUAGCUGCUAUACAUAAAUCUACUAUUGUUGGUAUCAUAGUAGCUGAAAUCAAACUAUAUAUAAAAUUAAACCCCAAGGAAAGAGAAGUAGUUUCGCCAUCUGCAGGGAAAUUUACUCAAGUUGGAUAUAUCUUGAGUUUAGGUGUUACUAAAGCAUACAGACGUAAUGGCAUAGCGUCAUUGUUGUUAGAUAAUCUUGUAUCACAUUUGACUUCUGCAGAAUCUCAAAACUGUAAGGCAAUUUUUUUACAUGUACUUUCCAGUAACUCGUCUGCAAUUUCCUUUUAUGAGAGAAAAAGUUUCAGGUUACAUUCAUUCCAUCCUUAUUAUUAUAUGAUUAAUGGAAUUAACAAAGAUGGGUUUGCAUAUGUGCUAUAUAUAAAUGGAGGACACCAACAAUGGAUGAUCUUUGAUGUAUUGAGGUAUAUUUAUACCACAGUUUGUGAAUUGGGCGUUGUCAGAUGGACAAUUAACAAAGCUCGAAAAGCUGCCAGACGUUUUUGGCCAAGAAUUAGGCGAAUUGCUUCACAGAAUACCAGUACUAUUAUGAUUGAUUGUAGCUGAGAUAUAUUAAUUAACAUGAAUAUUCCAAAUUUCAUCUGCCGUUCAGUGGAUAUAUAAUGUAUACAUUUAACUUUUAAGGUUAUUCUAUCAUAACAACACCGUUUGUCUUCUUCUUAUUUAUUAAAUACUGUGGUAGUCGUAAGAAUUGUAUACACUAAGUUGUUUGUAUUAAACAAAGUAAAUAUCUUAAACAAAUAUAUUUUUUAAGUUCAUUAAUUAACUAUCGGACAAAGAACGGAACACAAUGUUUUUAGAGCUAAUAUAUUUAUUUAUUUACAUUUACAUUAUAUUUACUGAAUAAUUUCAGAGCUUUUGCAGUUUAUCAUUUUUGAUAUAGUAAUAAUAAUAAGAAUAAGAAUAAGAUAAAUAUGUGUGCCUACAAAUUUUAAAUAUUUUUUAUUGAAUUUUUUUACUAUAGUACUUGUGUCAAAACUAUUAUAUAACAACUGCUCUCAAAAUUGUAUAAUACAUUAAUUGUUCUUCAUUUUAUAUUCUAAACAAUUUUAAAUGGUAGGUAUUAUUUAUCUUCCUUUUUAUGUUUUAAGUUAUGACAAAUUUUGUUAAGUGAUUUUUUAUUAAUUAUUUUUACAACUCUUAAAAAAGUGUGUUCCUUUUUAAAAACUUCUAGUCACUUCAUUUAAAUGAUGCCUAAGAUACAAUACAAAUGUACCUUUUUAUUAGUUCUACAUUUACCGACAAUCAUUUUUUUUCUGUUGUUAUACUUUAUUAGUUUUCAAAAAUGAAUUAUGUUUAAAAUGAACUUUGAUUUUUAUUGACUAUUAAUUAUUAUAUAUUUAUUUUUAGUUAUUGCUUUAAAUACAUUCAUGUAUUGUUUAUUUAAUUAUUUUUUGUUAUUAUUUUACUUUAUAGUUUAAUCUUUAAACUCUAGAGUAAAUAAAUUCUGUUUUGUUAGAAUAUUAGAACAAGUAUAAAGAUCUAUUUAUUUUUUACACCCUUAUUUUAUUGUUUUCCCGUUAAUUAUUUUUAUAUUGUAUUCAUCUAACUUAUUAAAAUUCCUUUAUAUUAUUUACACUGUUUUGAAUAAAAUUAUAAUUCAUUAAACAUUAUAAUAUGUUUAUAAGUAAUAUAAUAUUAAAAUAUUUAAGUGUUAAUAUUGUAUAUUUUCUUGGAAUUAAUUAACAAUAGAAAUUAUGUAAUAAAUAUUAACAUCAAAUAAAUCUGAAACAAACCUUUA